AUGGGGUCUACAAAUGUCAAGAUUGUCUUUGGGAGCCACUCUAUUGCAUGGGAUGUUGCAGGAGUCAACAUUGUCACAAUCCUUUCCACUGGAUCAGUCAAUGGAAUGGUCAGUUCUUCGAGCAAAGUUGUCUGGCUCAUGUGGGAUUUGUUCGAAGGAGACGAACCCGAGGACCAGCUUGAGCCUGAAGAUCUACCAUCCGUGUCGGGACCAGAGUUCCAGCCUAAGGAAAACACCAUGGUCAUCAUCAACAAGUCCGGAGUUCAUCGCCUCGAGCAAGCUCCAGUGAAUGACCUCCAGCAUGUUUUCUCACCUUGUUCCGGUAAUUAUAUAUCUCCUUCAUCUAAAGGACAUUAUAUUGACAAGGCACUUGGCAAGGACCAAUACAGAGAGCUCAUGAGAGUCACUCGACAGUGGAGGCAGUUGAAGACCAUGAAAUGGCAUGGCUUCAGCCAUCGUUCCAAUGCUCCUAAUGCUGGAGAUCUUGCAUUGUUUUGCCCAACAUGUCCUCAGCCUGGGAUCAACAUAUGCUUGUCAGGGAAUGAAACACUUGAUGACUGGAAAUAUACCCGGUCAUUUGUGAUGGACGGUAAUUUCAGCUGUAAAUACAAGCAGGCAAAAAAUUGCAUCACUGAAAGUGAAAAGGCUUUUGACAGACUCGAUGAAGCAGCACCUGCCAAUUUGAAGACAGAAUGGUUGGCCAAUGAGAGGAUCGCUCAAUCCAGCAGAAUAAAUGAUCCUGCAGUGAUGGAUGUUUAUGAGAUAAAUAUCAAAAAGGCACCGAGCAAAAAGGAGAUUGAACUUAGACUGCUAGAGCAGGGUAAUGCCCGUAAUGCAGCACCAUCUUGGAGAUCUGUGGCGACAUGGAUAUCUAUGGGGUUGGCAAUCGAGGAGGCUCAAAUUGUAUUGCUCAUUGAGGUCCAAAGAAUCAGAAAACAAACUAUGGAGACACAGAGAUUAGACCUUGCCCAGCAAUGA
Molecule: messenger RNA, 978 nt
Organism: Suillus bovinus
Lineage: Eukaryota; Fungi; Basidiomycota; Agaricomycetes; Boletales; Suillaceae
Exons: 5
Coding region: 1-978 (325 amino acids)
Source: RefSeq, a predicted model, not a curated record